Cynoglossus semilaevis (tongue sole) is the source of this 3121-nucleotide messenger RNA. RefSeq names its product galactose-3-O-sulfotransferase 3 (gene gal3st3). Lineage: Eukaryota; Metazoa; Chordata; Actinopteri; Pleuronectiformes; Cynoglossidae. Gene Ontology annotation, cellular component: membrane. Gene Ontology annotation, biological process: glycolipid biosynthetic process. The record is from RefSeq and is a predicted model, not a curated record. Bases 926 to 2329 code for a protein of 467 amino acids. Gene Ontology annotation, molecular function: galactosylceramide sulfotransferase activity. The transcript is spliced from 4 exons.
UCCAUAAUUCUGUCUCAUCCUUUCAAUCCUAUAACCGUAUAUCUUUGAAUUUUAGUUUUAAAUUAUCUAAGAAAUCAGACAUCAUUUUUAUUUUUUAUGUGAAUUAAAUUUCUCUCCAAAUACUGACACAAAAUCCUCACUUUGAAACACUUCUUUGUUUCAUAGAGAUUUCUUUAUUCGAGGUCUGAGAUUAUGGAAUUUCAGCUGUCAGUCCCAAAAGUGUUUUGUUAUGACUGAUUUGACCACAGCUCUCCUGUUGUUGUUGUUGUCAUGUUAUAUGUUAAUGUGUCACAGUAAGUGACGUUUAAUUUGACGCAACCGCUUCUUUGAGAGAGAGAGAGAGAGAGAGAGAGAGAGCGUGUGUGUUGUGCCUUGGGCAAAGCGUGCAGAGAGACACGGACCAAAUAUGGGAGAUCACACUCCCUCCCACACACACACACACUCAGGCGCGUCAUUGGCUACUGGAACGAGGGAUAGAGAGAAGGGGUGAGGGGAGAGAGAGAGAGAGAGAGAGAGAGAGAGAGAGAGGCUCGGUCGGAGCUGCCGGAGGAGUCUCGGUGAACCACAGAAAGACUAACUGCUCCUCUGUCUCUGUGGUUGUGUGUCGGCGACGGCCGCGACACCUGAACAACAACCGGCUGUGAUCGACCCUAACCCCUGAACCACCAGCCCAUUCAGGGGGGACCAGAGGAGAAGGAGGCUCGGUCUGUGAAAUAGAGGAGGAGGAGGAGGAGGACAGAGAGAGGGGAGCAGCGGCAGCAGGCUGGCCGGGACGCGGAGCUUGACCGCGGGGAGAGCGACCGACGUCGCGGCCGCAGCGGCUUCAGAUCCAGAGAGAUCAACCAAAGUUUUUUCCUCAGUGAAGGCCAUCAUCCGAGUCUCAAACCGGGAUCGUCCACUGGUGCCAGCUUGCCCAAUCGCAGUGAUGCAGCGAGUGAUGUCGCAGAAGAAGAUAUUCGUGGUGGUUGUCAUCAUCAGCACCAUCAGUAUCCUGCUGCAGAAGGGGGGCCAUCUGAGCUGGACUAUGGAAUCCUUCCAGAUCGGUUGUCCUUCCACGCGUUUCCACUGUGGUCCGGAGUCGAAGCCUAAACACACAAACGUGGCGUUCCUCAAGACCCACAAAACAGCCAGCACCACCAUGCAGAAUCUGCUGUUCCGCUUUGCGGAGCGCCACAACCUGACGGUGGCGCUGCCUGUGCAGGGGUGUGGACACCAGUUCUGCUACCCGCAGUCUUUCACCACUCGCUUCGUGGAUCCACACACAGUGCCGCCCAACAUCAUCGCCAGUCACAUGCGAUUCAACAAGGCAGAGCUUCAGCGACUGAUGCCCGAGAACACAAUCUACAUUACAAUACUGCGAGAACCCGGCUCCAUGUUUGAGUCCUUGUUCAGUUACUACAACCAGUACUGUCCGAGCUUCAGGAGGGUUCCCAAUGGCUUACUGGAGGCCUUCCUAGAUGACCCGUGGCAUUUCUACCGCCCCUCUGAAAAGGACUCCAUGUACGCGCACAACACACUGACGCACGACUUAGGAGGAAAGAAGGAUCACCCUUCAACUGACCUAGCCUACGCCCAGGCUUUUAUAGAAGAGAUGGAGAAGGACUUCUCCCUGGUGAUGAUUACCGAGCACUUUGACGAAUCGCUAAUUCUUCUACGCCAUCUUCUCUCCUGGGACCUGGAGGACAUAGUCUAUUUGAAGCACAACAUGCGGACCUCAAACUCAAAGCAGAGCCUCACACCUAGCCUUAUCGCAAAGAUCCGCAACUGGAAUUUCUUAGACGCCAUACUUUAUGACUACUUCAACGCCUCACUGUGGCGCCAGCUGUCUGCUCUGGGUCCAGGUUUGUUGGCAAAUGAGUUGCGACUCCUGGAACAGGAACAGGGGCGGCUGGUCAAAAGCUGCUUCUCUGGGCAGAGCCCGAUUUUUCGUUCUGGGGAGGAGAUCCAGAACAAGGACCUUCGUCCGUUCAAGCCUAACAAGAAUGUUGACAUUGUGGGCUAUGAAAUACCGGAGAAUGUCGCCACCGGCCUUUCAAGGCAGGCCCAGGAACUCUGUCUCAAGCUCAUCAUGCCUGAAGUCCAGUACUCAAAUGCCCUUUUACGUAGCGAAUCACUGCGCCACCGUCGGAACAUGCAGUUCCGGUCCAUGCACGCUGCCCAGCAGUCGCUGCGCACAGCGGCUCAGCACGUCCAAGUGCAACGCAGCCAACAGCCUGCUGCCGACCCGGGUCCCGCCUCGGAGACAGGCAUCGCCUCGAACACAAACUCUGCCUCAGAGACACAAAGUCAAAGCGUGAAGGCAGGAACCAGAUCCUCACAGACUCAGUGACGGAAUGAACGUAGAGACUUGAACCUAAUCUGAGCGGCCACCACGUUGUUCCAGCCAUCAUUAUCUAAGAAAGUGGUGGGAGAACAGCGGGGCGUCCUUGUUGAAGAGGAGGUUGUUCUUGAACCGUUGUUUCUCCUUCACCUCCCAGACAUCUGUGAGCUUUAAACAUAAAAUGAGGGACGUGGGAUUCUCAAUGAGCCCAGCUUGAGUUUUUAAUCUUCUCCCUUCUUCUGACUUCUGAACCUGUAUGAGCCUCAGCAGACACAGACACUGCAGACGUCCACCCUGGUACUGGUCUCAGCCGCGCACCUCUCCACCACUGACAAAUGCUGUAAAGGACUUCUUUCUUUUUUUUCCCCCCCUUUGGAGCAAAGUUUCUAAGGGAAGUGGAGAUUUCUGGCCUAUUGUGAGGCUGAUAUCUGAUUUGAAUCAGACUGGUGAAGUAUCACCUUACAUGCUUUCUCCCUCAGAGUCUCUCUCUCUCUCUCCUCUGUUUAACACCUGCCACUUGAAGUCCCGCAGAGAGACAUGAUGACAUAAAGGGGCUCAGCUAUCAGGUCUGAAGAGCCUCUUAAGGACCAGGCCGACACUAACAUGACCUGCACCAAACAAACAUUGCUUGCACCAGCAGAAUUUCUGAGUCAGGCAAAAAGAAAAAAAUUAACAAAAUCUUUUGUGGGGCCAAAUAAAUUAACAAAAAAAAAAAAAAAGAACAUUCGACAUGUAAAAAUGUUAAUGACAAAAACAUUUUGUUAGAGGUAUUUGGAUGCAGCCGUUACCGGCUUUUACCAU